Messenger RNA from Vicia villosa (hairy vetch), 582 nucleotides. RefSeq lists its product as uncharacterized. The record is from RefSeq and is a predicted model, not a curated record. Lineage: Eukaryota; Viridiplantae; Streptophyta; Magnoliopsida; Fabales; Fabaceae. The coding region runs from base 1 to 582 and encodes 193 amino acids. The transcript has a single exon.
AUGGCUUAUGGAUCUGAUGAGGAACCUGUGAGUUUGUCGUUUUCUGACUCUGAAGGGGAAGAAGUUAACUCUGAAUAUGCUAAAGGAGGGUUUUUAUAUGAUUCUGAAUCAAAAGAUGACUUUGAAGAUUUUGAAGAAGAGUCAGAAUCUGAGGUUUUUGAAGAUGAGCCAGAGUCAGAAGAUGACUCUGAAGCUGAAGACAAGUUAGAAUUCGAAGGUGAUUCUGAGUCUGAAGGAGAAUCAGAAGAUAAAUCAAAACCUGAAGGUUCUGAAGAUAAGUCAAAACUUGAAAGUUCUGAAGGUGAGUCAGAGUCUGAAGGUGACUCUGAGGAGGAAGAAGAAGGAGACUCUGAAGAUGAGUCAGAUGGUGAAUUUGAUUCUGAUCUAGAUUUUGACGAUGGUCUAGAAUCUGAUGGUGAUCAUGCUUCUGGAAGGGAAAACUCUGAAGACGUAGUUUUUGGAGGAAAAUCUUAUGGAGAUGAUCAUGUUUCUGGUGGUAACCAUGACUCUAAAGGUGGAACUUUUGAAGGUAGUCCAGCCUUUGACGCUGGUCAUGAUGACAAAGUUAGGAUUUGGUGGUAG